CACGGUUGUCAAUCAGUCGACCAUGUUUUUUACAGAAUGUUUUCAAUAAUUGGUUUAAGAGAAAAACAUUGUUGAAUUCAGUUCUCCAUAUUGAUACCAAUCCUUUCGCGACGAUAAAUGUUCGCGAUUUUACUACAUUCGUGAACAAAGCGAAAUUAAAUUGCAUGCGGACAAUACCCGGAGUACAGUAUGCAACAAUUACUAUAGAGCUGGCACGUAAUGUUGAAACUGACAUGUACUGGAGAAACAAUUCUAUCAAAUGCAACUGUUGUCAAAUCUUUCCAAAUCAUCAACAAAAACUAUUAAGCCUUGUUUCAGCUCAGUAUACCUUAAUCAGUUCUGACCUAUUUAAUGGAGCUGUCUCAGGCAUCACACAAAGACCUUUCUGGCCAAUCAACUGCAUCACAUAUGCAAAUGCUUUCCCAUAAUUUCCUGCAGACAUCGUCACAAUUGUUUUUCUAUUUUCUUCAACAGAUGAUGGCAGGUGUUUUAUCUGGUUAGCAAUCCCUCUUACUUUGAAUGAACC
Messenger RNA from Owenia fusiformis, 526 nucleotides. Lineage: Eukaryota; Metazoa; Annelida; Polychaeta; Sabellida; Oweniidae. The record is from the annotation of a GenBank genome assembly.